AGAAUUUGCCGAGAAAAUGCACACUCAACGGGAAUUACAACAACAGAAACUGGAGAUGUUAGUUCAAAUUAGAAAACACAAUUCCGAGAGCCAAUCUGUCAUACUUGAGACUUUGCAGAGGCAGUUGGAGAGUGCUGAUUUCGAUACCAGUGCAUCAAUAUUCACUCCGGAGCAGAUCCAAGGGAUUGUUGAGAAAUACUCCAGUUCACAUAUUUCAAGAGUGGCACCUGUUGAAACCGUCCGCCUGGCUCCCGCGGCGAACAUCGCCGCCACCCCGCUAUCGAUUCCCACCCAAGCGGCUGGCCUCCUUGCGGUGGUGUUCUUCACCCUCUUUCAUCACCAUGAAGCAGAUCGUCGUUGUGCCGCUGUCCGGCACUGGCUAGCUUGCAGAAUUUAUAUAGGCCUUUCAAUGUCCUCAUUAUCAAGGAGUUGUCUCAGAAUCAAUAAGCAAAGGCUAGCUUGCAGAUGUGCAGAUGGGGGACAUGAAAGGAACGAAGGAAAGGGAACGGAACGAGCGAAGAAAGGCUGGGCUGGCUCCAAUGGAGCUAGGACGGCGUGGAGUCAGCAGACGGGGGAGCGCAGGCGCUAGGCAGCGAUCACGGGGCUCCACGUCUACCGUCGGGGCGGCAUGCUCGAUCUGCAGAGGACAUGACGAUGACAGGGGUAUGUAUCCCCUUGAAAGAAAAUCAGUUCAUAGAGCCUCUGUUUGGGUUUAUUGUUUCUGAAUUGUUGUCCCUGUUUCAUGUUCACUAGAGAAACAAAAAGGUUACAAAUUCAUCUAAUUUCAAUGAUCAUGAAGAGGGGAACAAGUGAUAUGUAUUCAAAUUUGUGGUCUUUCGUCUGCCCAUGAUCUUUCUGUAGUACAAACAUUCUUUUUCAUAUGCCUGCAACAUUUGCGUUGAAUUUAUAUGAUGUUGCUCCUUAAUUAUUUACACUGAUUGAUGUACAGCAAUAUGAGUGCUGCCCUCUAGAGGAGCAUCAAGCUCUAACACUAUGCGCUUGCUCAAGUAGAUCGAGAGCAUCAACACCCGAAGGAGAUAUGGAGGGAGAGAAAUAAGUAUUAUCCCCAUUAUUGCAAUGCACAGGCUCUUUCUUUCUCGUUCUAGAAUUUUUAUAACUGCAUUUGGGUGGACUAUUUUGGUUUUUAAGUGACAUUAAUUACAUUUCAUUAUGCUAAUACUUACUUACCUUUUCUAUUUGUUGAGACCAAAUUUUGAGAAUUAAACCAGUAGUGAAUUCAAUAGAAUCUGAGACGCCUAUAACC
Messenger RNA from Triticum dicoccoides, 1264 nucleotides. RefSeq lists its product as uncharacterized. The coding region runs from base 17 to 589 and encodes 190 amino acids. Lineage: Eukaryota; Viridiplantae; Streptophyta; Magnoliopsida; Poales; Poaceae. The record is from RefSeq and is a predicted model, not a curated record. The transcript is spliced from 4 exons.